This is a messenger RNA of Pogona vitticeps (central bearded dragon), 843 nucleotides long. The record is from RefSeq and is a predicted model, not a curated record. NCBI's taxonomy places the organism in Eukaryota, Metazoa, Chordata, Lepidosauria, Squamata, Agamidae.
GGAUCCUUUCCCAGCUGUCCUUUUGCCUCAGGGCAAGAUGUUCCAGGGCUGCAGCGCCUGGUUCUCCCAAAGCGUCUGCCCGGACCUCUGCAGCCUUUGGGUUGCUGAAGGAGGAAGGAUCACAACUCAGAAAGCUGCUGAUUACCUUUUUAGCAGCGAUGCUUCCCACCCUGACACCAAAAGAAUACACAAGAGCCUAGAUUAUAUUGAAGACCGAAUUACCGUUUUCCAUUCUUCUUAUCUGACUGCAAUAGCUAACUCUGAAAUGAAACACCCCCCAGUGCCAUUGGGGCAUUUUCUUCUUCCACCGGCUUCUCUGCAUCAAGAAAUUAGAGACAAAAUUGGUUGCUUUAUAUGGGACCAAAUAUCUAAUACACCAAAGCUGCAGAGCGGUCAACCUGAAGUAAACAGCAGGAUUGAAGAAGAAGACAAAACAAGCAAGGAAGGCCUGGAAAGAAGUGAAGACAGUCACGCUCCCAGGGCAUUGGAAACAAAAAAGCAGCCGUACAUUCCGCUCCAAGAUUAUCCAGCAAGUAAUAUGUUGACAGGUUAUGCCUCUGCUAAAGAGUUGAAAAAAUUCCUUGGAGAGAUACGGGAUUUCAUUCCUGGAUUUUCAGGUGAUUUGGCAUACUGGAUUCCAAACGACACGAAUAUCUUCUCUCAAGGGAAAACAAUGCCAAAGUGGAAAUGAUAUCAGCUCCUUUAUUUCUCAUUUUGCAAUUUGAGCCCUACUCUGAAUUUUGCUACUCAAAAGAACAUUAAAAAGGGCUAUUCUCCUAUAGUCAUGUGUAUAUCUAGCUUGACUAAUUUAUAACAUUCCUUUGCCUUAUGCCUCUUACCACU